Molecule: messenger RNA, 999 nt
Organism: Paramecium tetraurelia
Lineage: Eukaryota; Ciliophora; Oligohymenophorea; Peniculida; Parameciidae
Exons: 2
Source: RefSeq, a predicted model, not a curated record
AUGAAUAAGCAAGGUUUUGUUUAAGUUACUCAAGAAUAUGAUUAAGUCAAAAAAAGAGUUAAUUCUUUGAAAUUUUAAUUAAGAGACAUUGAUUAAAAGAAUUUUCUUUUAUAGACGAAAUUAAAGGAUCUGAGAUAGAUUUCUCCUAAAUUCUAGAAGUCACCAAUAACAUAAUUAUAAGAAUAACUGGGAUUAGAUAGAAAACAGGUAAUUGAGCAAUUCAAGCCAAUUGUGGAGAAAGAAGGAAUUUAUCUUAGAAAUGAAAGGCUAAAAACAGAAACCCAAUUAUAAUAAUCAAAAAUGUAGGAAAUCUAACAGAAAAAAAUGAGAGUAAAAUUGAUAGAAGAAUUUAAUUCAGAAGUAACCAAAAGAAGAGAAUAAUAUUAAGAAAAAAAAAUAAAGGAAGUUAGGGAAAGAUAAUUAUAAGAAAUGGAAAUGAAUAGACUAAUUGUUAAUAAAAAGAUGUUCGAAAUAAGUAAAUUAAAAAAAUAAGAAAAAGAAUUAAUAGAAGAAAUACAGAGUGCUAAAACAAAAGAGUAAUAACUAUGCAACAAAUUCUGUAAUUCUUUGGUGUCAAAUGAUAAUAGUCUCAUUUUGCCAUCAAUAUAAAAGUCAUUUAGUAAAAUGAGUUAAAAUUCAACUUCAAAAUAGUAAAGAAAGGGUUGCUCGCCCAUCUAGAAAUAAAAUAAAGUUAUAGAAAGACUAUAAAGAAGUGAAACAAGAAACGAAAAUUCAAUUGUAGAAUAAGAAGAUAAUCGAAAAGGAUGUUUAGAAUCAAGAAAGAAAUCUUAAUCUAUAGAUUAACUGAAUAUUGCCUGUUAAACUAGUUUUCUAAUCACGCAUCAAAAUUUGGAAAGCAUUCAAUAUUCUUUAAAUUAUGAUUCUUAUAUGAGUAGCUAAAAGGAUAAAACUACUGAAAAGUCUAUUACAAAUUUAACAUCAGAUGAAACCAAGGAUUAUCAUGAGAAAAAUAGAUAAUCUAAUAAAAAAAUUUAAUGA